AUGGAUCGAUCACUUGUAAUUCUCUCGGAGAUGUCGACGCAAAUUAACGACCAGUACGUCUACACGGAUCUGUACUUUGAUGCGCAUCAGCAAGCGCUAAUCGCAUUCACCGGAUCGGAUCUCUUGGAAUACUUCCAUGAUCUUGAAGCCUCGGCUACGCCGAAACGCGACCCGGGCGAUCAAAAGGUCAGCGACGACUCCAACUGCGUGCCCGAAUACUUGCAAGCCAUGAUGAGCCGUGUGCGACAAUAUUGCCUAUCGAAUUCAUCCGGCGGGCGCUCUACUUGGGCCGCUAUGUUGAACGAAAGAGGCUACACGGACAUCCAACAGGGCACCCUGGCGAAACUUUUGCAGCAGAAGUCCAACGCCAACAUGUUCAAAAGCCUAUCGCUGGAGUCGCGCGAACGACAUCUCGACGGAAUAAUUCGCUGGCUAAACCAGCGCGGCGAA
This is a messenger RNA of Mesorhabditis spiculigera, 450 nucleotides long. NCBI's taxonomy places the organism in Eukaryota, Metazoa, Nematoda, Chromadorea, Rhabditida, Rhabditidae. The record is from the annotation of a GenBank genome assembly.